Molecule: messenger RNA, 316 nt
Organism: Caenorhabditis elegans
Lineage: Eukaryota; Metazoa; Nematoda; Chromadorea; Rhabditida; Rhabditidae
Gene: nlp-27
Product: Neuropeptide-Like Protein
Exons: 2
Coding region: 41-259 (72 amino acids)
Source: RefSeq, marked reviewed
ACAGAAAACUUAUUUACAAGUUUUUCAAAGAAAUAUCAUUAUGAUUUCCACUUCUUCACUUCUUAUCCUUGUCGUCCUUCUCGCCUGCUUCAUGGCUGCCAGCGCCCAGUGGGGAUACGGUGGAAUGCCAUAUGGUGGAUACGGUGGAAUGGGAGGCUACGGAAUGGGAGGAUACGGAAUGGGAUACAGACGGCGCAUGUGGGGAAGCCCAUACGGUGGAUAUGGAGGAUACGGUGGAUACGGUGGAUGGGGAAAGUAAAUUCGAUAUUUUAAAUAAUCUUCUGACUUUGUAAAUAAUAAUGAAUUUUCGAUCUUU